Capsella rubella is the source of this 1626-nucleotide messenger RNA. RefSeq names its product zinc finger CCCH domain-containing protein 15. The transcript has 3 exons. Lineage: Eukaryota; Viridiplantae; Streptophyta; Magnoliopsida; Brassicales; Brassicaceae. The coding region runs from base 319 to 1281 and encodes 320 amino acids. The record is from RefSeq and is a predicted model, not a curated record. Gene Ontology annotation, molecular function: metal ion binding; mRNA binding.
AAAGACUUGAAGACUCUGGUUUGUUUCUUCUCUGUAUAACCGUAACAACCACAUUAAUUUUCUCUUUUUUUAAUUUAAUUAUUUUAAAUGAUUAUAAUUUCCCUCUCAAAGAGGCGAAGCGAAUCAGAAGGCUGUGUAUAAAUACUCUGUAGCUUCUUCUCUUUGAGUUGUUUUCUCUCUCUAACUCGAAAUCUCUGAUCUCUCUCUCUCUCUCUCUCUCUCUCAGUAGCUAAGAAAAUUUUCUCUACAUUUUCUCGGCAGUUUCUUUCGUUUUCUCUCUAACUCCAGAACUGCCGGAACUUUUCACCGGGGGGAAAGAUGACAAACGAAAUCGCGCCGUUUAGCUACGCCGGUGUCGUCGGAAUCAAGAAGUCCCAAGGAGAUUCGUCCUGUGGCGGAGGAGUCGUAUCGUCGUCUCUCUUCUCUGAUCAGCUCUACAAAUCGAGUCGCAACAUCAUGCAGCAGCAGCGUCAAGAUAUGGUGAAUCGCGAGGCGUUGUGUUACACGCGUCUCCAUGAGGCUUCGCUGGAAGCAGAAGCGCUUCGUCUUGAGAACACUGAACUCCGAUCGAUGAAUCGUCACCUCAAGACUGAGCUUAACAGUCUCAUCAGGUCUUCGAUCCAGAGCAGACUCGAUUACGAUAGGGUUCCGCUGCGGAUGCUUAGCAAUCUUUCCAUCGGAGGUAACGACGCCGACGAAGUGGAGAAUCAGAACAACCAGAACCGUACGGUUAAGAGAGAUGACGUUAGUGAUGAGAGUCCGACGAGUGUUAUGGAGAAUGAGGAUAUGAACCGUUCUUCGCUCCCAAAGAGCAUCUCUGUGAGAUCUAGCGGUUACUCUAAGGCGAGCCAAGGAGGUGUUGGGGCUGCUCAGUCUGGAAAAUCUCGUGGAGCCGUACCUAAGACUGGGACUUGUGGUGGUCAACUCAGUACGACGCAAAAGGUGUAUGUGCGAGGAGGAGGGAAGAAAGAAGAUCAGGAAGAGGAGGAAAUAGAAGUGGAGGUCUACAACCAAGGGAUGACAAAGACAGAGCUGUGCAACAAAUGGCAAGAGACAGGGGCAUGCCCAUAUGGUAACCACUGCCAAUUCGCUCACGGCAUUAAGGAACUCCGCCCAGUGAUCCGCCAUCCCCGUUACAAGACAGAGGUUUGCAGAAUGGUUCUUGCUGGUGAUAACUGUCCUUAUGGUCACCGUUGCCACUUCCGUCACUCCCUAUCCGAGCAGGAGAAGCUCGUGGCUGCUGGUCUCAAACCCAAGUCAUCCUUGAAGCUCCUUACCUGACCCAUUCCUCCUCCUUCCAGCUUGUUUACAUAUAUGACCCCAAAGGUAAAACGAGAAAAGAGGUCUGAAACACAUACAUAAUAUUCCACAGAUAGUACAGAGAUGAUAGCUACUGAAACGAUCGACAAAUAGCAUUUGGUAAAAAGUGAAUAAUGUGCAUACGUAAGAGCGAGUUUGAGUCUAAUAUUUUCCUGAGACAUUAAAAACCGAGGAAUGUAUAUAUCAUCGGUUGUUCAAAUGUGAUAAAUCAAACUAGUUAUAAAAGGAGUCGUUUGGUUACUACGUACAGAGCAUUUUGGCCAUAUAUGUGAUACGUAUAUUGAUGUACUUGUACAACAAAUUCCA